Phasianus colchicus (ring-necked pheasant) is the source of this 1144-nucleotide messenger RNA. It is a transcript of the gene COMMD8, whose product is annotated as COMM domain containing 8. NCBI's taxonomy places the organism in Eukaryota, Metazoa, Chordata, Aves, Galliformes, Phasianidae. The record is from RefSeq and is a predicted model, not a curated record.
GCACAUUCUAUCACGCAGGCCGCAGGAGCCGGGCCGGGCCUCGAACCCGCGGACUCGUGAGCGGAAAGGCGGGCCUUUCCCUGCGUGCAUGCGCGCACGCGCGGCGUCGCGGGACGGGGAGCGGGUGCCGGUCGGCCGCCGAGGAGACGGGCGGAAAUGCUGCAGCUGCUGGAGAAGCUGCCGCCGGGACGGGCGUUGGAGUUCCUUCAUAACGUAGUUGAUGGCAUAUGUGGACGUGGGUAUCCUCGGUACCAGGAUUACAGCGGUGUUUGGAGCUUGGCGGAAUGGAUGGAGGUUUUGGAAGGAACAAGGACGUAUUUCAAAACGGCCGUUGGCAAAAACAUAACUGAUGAAGAGGCUGUUCAGCAGAUGAAUGAGUUAAAUGCAAACUAUCAAGAAGCAAUCAUAAAAUGUCUAAAAGGCAGAAAAGAAGAAAUCAGGAAUGCACUCAUAGAAACAGUAAAUGCAAUCUCAUCUGCCCAGCUGCAGGAUUUUGACUGGCAAUUAAAACUUGCUCUGUCCAGUGAUAAGAUCUCCACGCUGCAAAUGCCACUUCUGAAUCUUGAUUUGGAUGUGAGAGAAAACGGUGAAAUUAAACCAAUUUCAAUAGAAAUGAAUAAGGAAGAGCUGCAGAACCUAAUAAAUGCGCUGGAAGCUGCUAAUAAGGUUGUCUUGCAGCUGAAAUGAUGGAAUUCAGAUCACUGAUAAGGUCUGCUGAUGAUGGUUCUCCCGUUGACUUGAAAAAAGUAAUAGAAACAUUAUCUGCAAAAUCAAAAGCUGUUGAUGUUCUGAAGUACUGAACUGAGAAGGCAGUUAUGACUAGUGACCAAAUAAACUAUUUAUCCUUUUAUGAAAACAAAAUACCUGCUAGGGUGAAAAUAUGAAAAUUGCUUUUAGUACUAAAGAUUUUUAGAAAGGUGAAAAAGUAAAAUGUGUGAUGUGCCAUAUUUGUUUUGGUUAGAUUUUGAGAGUGACUGCACAGGUGCCUAAUGAAACCAAGGAGUCUUAAUUGCAUGUCCUUGAUGCCAUGAUAAUGAACAUGACAGCAUAUUUGUAGCAUUAAUGUAUUUAUACUUGUAAAUAGUAAAUAAACUGACUGUAUCUGUGAAUUUUUGCAAUAAAUUGUUUCUUGAUGUACUACUCA